UUUGGCGAUUGGUCACUGCCGUCAUGUGACCAAGGCUCGGCAACAUGUGCCAUUGGUUUGCUUGGUGCAGAAUAAUCUGGAGUGGCACCAGUUGUAGUCUAAAGCUUCUUUUACAGACAAUUUCGAGGAAGAUUGUGCACCUCCAGUGAAUUUGCUAAUGGGAAGAAAGAAAAUAAUACGUUGAGGUGAAAGCUGGUGACCUCUGAGGAUGCAGGAACGUUUCAGGGAAUCUGUGCAUCCCACAUCAAGAGUGAACCAUGAGUAAUGUGGAGGACAAACUUGAGCAGAUGAUACCAUGAAGAAAAGCUCACAGGUCCCCUAUCACCAACUACCAAGAGAAACAGACACCUAUAAUAAAGAGAAGGCCAAGACUGGUAGAGGAUUCCCACACUAGCGUACCCUGACCCCCGACUGAGGAGGAGACUGGAACUGGCUGAGUCUCAUGGUGGUCGAUCAAUUGCUGAUGGCAAGAUAGGAGUGUCAUCACAGGAGAGUCUUGGUCAUCUCACAGUGGACACAGCUGCAGGGACCGGGGACCAGUCGGCCAACUUUGAGGAGGAGGGGAAGGGAUUCUCAGAGGGUGCAAUGUCACAUCAUCCAUCUGCCCCUCCAAGAGCGCAGAUUUCAUCUACAGCUUUGCUCCCUCAAUGGGCUGCUUGUGUUGAAGUAGGCCACAUCUGGUCAGCUCCUCAGCUUUGCCAGUAUGCACCAUGCACCUGGGUGCUGGGCGAUGGAGUGCGAAAUGAAGGAGGCAAUAGCAGUAUUUCUACUGAUCCUGGCAUUGACAGAAGAACUAGUAUCCACUGCACAAGAAUUGCCUCCUAAUUCAAGUUCUCAAAAUCAUCUAAUAGAGUUAACUUCUGUAAGCACGGCACUUCCCAAACCUAGUGCUAAUCCCAAGAUAAUGGAUUAUACGAACUGGCAUAGGACCUCAGAUACAGAUGGAAAUAUCUUGAAAUAUCUUCAGAUAGCCCAUGACAUCAAGCUAAUGGAUACCAGCUUAAUUGAACCCACACCUACCAUCAUCCAGUUACCACCGUCCAUCUCACCUCAGGAUAUUGCCCAUAAUUAUCACAGAACAAUGGAGGUCUCUGUUUCCAUGCACAAUCAAAGUACUUUGUAUUCAGAGCCAACACCUUUAAAGGAGAGAGUGUCUCCACUUCAUAAAAAUGAGUUAGUGGAGCCAGUACAACUUCAUGGAAAUGUGAUACUGCAUUCUUCAUUUACUACCAGAAUAUACCAUGAUUUCGAGACAAUCCCUUCAUCUGUUAACCAUCAAUCUGAGCUGGUUUCAAGAACCUCUGAAAUCCAUAACAUCACUCUGCUGAAAUUUUCAAAUGUUGCAGUUACACUGCACGAGAGUGACAAUCUGCACGACCUUAAGAGUCUCUGGCAAGCUGAGGGAUCAAGCAAUACAGAAGAAAAGAUUUCACAGUCAUUACUAUUUCCUGCCUUGCCAACCAAUCUGAUAAUUAGUUCCAUCUCACAGGUCACAUCUAUUUUUGAUAGCUUGUCAUUAAAAUCAGAGCCAGGUCUAAACCUGGAUUUGUCUAUCAUAACAACGAGUGACUAUCCCCCAUAUAUAGAUAGACUCAAGGAUUUAUUGAAAGUUGGUGAUCAAAACCUGUCAGCCAUGUUUGAAUCUUACAUUUCAACCUCCAUGAUAACAUUCAGCACGAUGGAAAGUGAUUCUUUUUCUAAUGGCAUUCUGUCAACUAUGUCUGCACCUGAGAUCUCUUCAACCUUCUCUGAAUCUGACACAACAGCAGCAGGAAGCUUCCUGAACAGAGUAGUCCCUGCAGGAACUAGGGAUCCUGAAAUACCCAGAAACAUUUCCCAUGUAGCUGAAGUAGAUAAGCCUCAACAAAAAGCAACUAUCUGCCUCAGCAAAAUUGACAUAGCCUGGAUUAUUCUGGCUGUCAGUGUGUCUGUUUCAUCAUGCUCAGUUCUACUUACAGUGUGCUGUAUGCAGAAAAAGAGGAAGCCGUCAAACCCUGAAAACAAUUUAAGUUAUUGGAACAAUACAAUCACGAUGGAUUAUUUCAACAGACAUGCUGUGGAACUUCCAAGAGAAAUCCAGUCUCUUGAAACAUCAGAGGAGGGCUAUAUCAGGAUCAUGGAGCCUGGUGAACUAGCUGUAUGCCUGGUUGUAUGCCUGGUGGCCUACAGAGAGAAAAGAUGACAGAGGAGACAGCGACUGAGGUGCCUGGCCGCGCAGAGGCAGGAGCAGCAACCUCAGGAAGAAGUGGUGGCUGGACCUCCCGUACACUGCGCAGAAGAGCCACAGCAAGUCAUCGCUAGUCGGUGCCUAGCGACACCCAAGGUCUGUAGAUGCCUCCUGCUCCUGCAGAUGACCGAAAACCAGUGCCGCCGAAGGCUGCCCAUGUCUAGGGAAAUGGUCACUCACAUCUACCAACUGCAGUAGGAUUUGGUGCCACAGGGACACAGAGGGCCUGAAAGUGACCACAGCGCUCAAUUUCUAUGCCAGUGGCUCUUUGUGAAAUUUCACAAGCCUCCACCCACAAAUGCAUCCAUGAGAUCAUGGGUGCCAUAUUUGCAAGGGCACACACUUUUUGCAUUUCAUCCGGGACCAGGACAGCCAGGAUGCAAGAGCAAUUGGUUUCCAGAUCUCAGGUUUCCCACAGGUUCAGGGUGCGAUUGACUGCACUUAGGUGGCACUCAGCUCUCCAUUGCAGCUGUUAUGAACGAUGCAGUUGGUA
Carcharodon carcharias (great white shark) is the source of this 2720-nucleotide messenger RNA. It is a transcript of the gene tmem108, whose product is annotated as transmembrane protein 108. The record is from RefSeq and is a predicted model, not a curated record. Gene Ontology annotation, biological process: postsynaptic density organization; retrograde axonal transport; dendrite extension. Gene Ontology annotation, cellular component: endosome membrane; early endosome; axon. The transcript is spliced from 9 exons. NCBI's taxonomy places the organism in Eukaryota, Metazoa, Chordata, Chondrichthyes, Lamniformes, Lamnidae. Bases 704 to 2182 code for a protein of 492 amino acids.